Condylostylus longicornis is the source of this 2410-nucleotide messenger RNA. It is a transcript of the gene Dph2, whose product is annotated as 2-(3-amino-3-carboxypropyl)histidine synthase subunit 2. Gene Ontology annotation, biological process: protein histidyl modification to diphthamide. The coding region runs from base 81 to 1445 and encodes 454 amino acids. Lineage: Eukaryota; Metazoa; Arthropoda; Insecta; Diptera; Dolichopodidae. Gene Ontology annotation, molecular function: 2-(3-amino-3-carboxypropyl)histidine synthase activity. The transcript has 6 exons. The record is from RefSeq and is a predicted model, not a curated record.
UACAAUAGAUACCGAUUCAACGAUCUUUGAAAUCGAACCAGCAGAAUUAUUGAUUUAAAUUAACAUUUUUUUUUUAAAUUAUGUCUACUUCAGCUUUUUUUUCACCCGAAAACGCUUUUUUGGAAAGAAAUGUUGAAAUCAUAGAAGAGGAAGUAAAAUUUGAAGAGAUAUGGACCGAGGUUAAUCGAUCAAAAUGUUUAGAUUGGAUAGAAAAGAAUAAUUUAAAAAAUGUUUGCCUUCAGUUUCCUGAUAAUUAUCUACCCUUUAGUGCAAAAAUUCAUGAUGAUUUAAAAAAUAAAGCAAAAAUAUAUAUAUUAGCUGACACAUCUUACGGAAGUUGCUGUGUCGAUGAAAUUGGGGCUGCGCAUGUGAAUGCCGACUCAAUUAUUCACUUUGGAAAUGCUUGUCAGAGUAAGGUCUCUAGACUAAGUGUUUUAUACAUUUUCGCACAAAAAUAUUUAGAUUUUAAAAAAUUGUAUGAUGAUUUGAAUAAAUUGGAAAGUUCCACUAAACAAAAAGAAAUUUUCAUCUAUUUCAGUCAAGAUUACCAUCAUCUUCUCGAUAAAAAUUUAAUAAAAGAUUUUAAAAAUAGUGUACCUAAACUCAGUAUUACACUGGAGAAGUAUCCGAAUUCAAGGGAAAAACAAAAUUCCGAAAACAGCGUUAUCAAAAUAUUUGUUGGCAAGGACGAUCAACAUUUUUUCAAUUUGACGAUGACUGAAUCAGCUUCAAAUUGGUACUUAUAUAACUCAGAAGAAGCUUUACUUAAAGAAAUAAAUCCAAUUACAACCACGUUUAUUCGGCGCCGUUACUAUUAUAUAGAAAAAUGUAAAGAUGCAAAAAGACUAGGCAUUGUUGUAGCAACUCUUAGCGCUGAUGGAUAUUUAGAUAUAGUUAAGCAUAUACAACAAUUGGCACGUGCCCAUGGUAUUCGGAGUUAUAUAUUAUCUGUUGGUCGUAUAAACUCAGCUAAGUUAGCAAAUUUUAUGGAAAUUGAUUGUUUCGUUUUGGUUGGUUGCCCUUUCAACAACAUAUACACAUCAAAAGAAUUUUAUAAACCCAUAAUAUCUAUUUUCGAAGCUGAAUUAGCUCUAAAUCCAGCUUGGCUAUGUAAAUUUCCUGAAAAGUACGUUACAGAUUUUAAAGAGCUCUUGCCUAAUGGAUCGUUCUACAAUGAGAUAGACCCUCAAAAAAUUCAAAAAAACGAUAUGAGUUUGGUUUCUGGAAAAAUUCGACAUAUGGAUAUCUCAAACGAUGAUGAUGCUGAAAAUACCAGUAGGGUUCUCCUGGAAAAAAAAAAUUACGAAUUAGUAGAAAGUACUGCUACAUCAUUUGAAGAUAGAUCUUGGAAAGGGUUGGAGCAAAAUUUAGGUGAAACCGAUCCAGCAGUAAUUGCUAAAGGGUUGUGUGGAAUUCCAAUGUCGUACACACAUGAUUCUCCAUAGGGUUUUGAAUAUUGAGCAGUUCAGAGGCUUUAAAGUUAAUGUAAAUUAUUUCAUAUGCAAACGUAUACAUAAUUCAAUUUACAUUCAAGAAUAAAAUUUUUAACUUUGGUUAGUUUUGUAGGUAGGCAAUUUUCUUACUCAUUAAAAGAAUUUUUAAAUUUUGUCGAGGAUAUAAAUAAAUGGUCCUGAUAAAACUUUAUUUGAUAUAAAUUAUGAUUAUUAAAAGGUUAACCUUUCUUUGCCUGAGUUAUUUAAGAGCACUUUUACUGUAACUCUUGUAUCGAGAAAGAUAUAUACAAAUCUGUUGGUUAGAAAUAAAAAAUGUUUGUGCUAUAAAAUAAAAAAAAAUUUAUAGCAUUCAUUUCCACAUUCGGGUUAUUUUAAUAUGUUAUAGCAUGCGUUUUUGAUUAUAUAGCAAAGUAACUGGUAUUGAAAUGAAUGCUGUACGAGUUAAACGCACUUUAAUUUAUUAUUUAGAAAAUUAACGAUAUGUAACGCGUCAACUUUUCUUUCCGUGAGUUAUUUAUAAACACUUCUAUCUAUUACACAAAAUUUUAUCACAUUCAUAUUUAGAAAAUUAAACCUUUCCCUGGUGACUACAUUUUAAAUUAAUAAGUCAUUUUUUUUUCUUUUAAAUAACAUAACUGUUACCUUUUUCAGAGCAUAAAGAGUAAAAUUAGGAAUACUGUAGCAUGCAUGUGUUUCCUUUGGGAUGAAAACAAAAUUUAAUGUUACGGGUUAAACUGUUUAUCAAUCUCUUGAAGUGCUUUUAAAAUUUUGUUAAAAUUGAGAAUAAAAAGAUAAGUCAAACAAUUGCAAUGCAUAUGCAUAAUUGUACUGAUAUUUAAGCUGUUAAAGAAUGUUAAUACAUGUACAAUACUUAUUCAUUUUUGAUAUGCAAAACAAAGUUUUCAGUUAAGAUUUUAUUUAAUAGUUAUAACGAUUAUAAUUUAGAGUAAUUUAGU